AUUCAUACUCAUGGUCGGGAAAUCCAAACAUGUCGAGUCAACGCUCGUUGGGGACGACACAGUGACGACGACUACGACGCGCUCGACCAACCUCCGCGGCGUCACAACGGAGAAGGAGAAGGUGACUGUAAACGGCAAGCUGGAGAGCUCGACAACUGUCGUGACGCAGAAGAACGGAAGUGCGGUGGAGACGACCAAGCAGGGAGACGGCAGGACCACCACUGUAACUUACCCUCCCACGGCGGUCAUUAGAGAAUAUCAGGCGUCUGCGCCCAUGGCCGUCCCCGCCGCUAGUUACGCGGUGCAUACAGAUGAAGGGCCUGUGAGUCGACCUGUCUGUGUUUGCGACUGUUGCUGCUUCGGCUUCUCAAUUGGCAACCCCACGUCUAUCAAUGUCCUCGGAUGGGGGUUUAGUAUCGGGCGGCCUUGUGGUGUCAUUCUAUGCUGUGUCCCCAUAAUGUGUUGAUCUGCUGAUCGACGUCGCCGCUCGUGGACUGCGCGCGUUAUGCAUGUAUGUACGGUUGUUUAGUAUUUCAGGAGCAACCAUGAAUGUCCAUUCCUCGCG
Messenger RNA from Cutaneotrichosporon oleaginosum, 565 nucleotides. RefSeq lists its product as uncharacterized. The record is from RefSeq and is a predicted model, not a curated record. Lineage: Eukaryota; Fungi; Basidiomycota; Tremellomycetes; Trichosporonales; Trichosporonaceae.